Molecule: messenger RNA, 3826 nt
Organism: Tupaia belangeri chinensis (Chinese tree shrew)
Lineage: Eukaryota; Metazoa; Chordata; Mammalia; Scandentia; Tupaiidae
Gene: HPSE2
Product: heparanase 2 (inactive)
Exons: 10
Coding region: 1-1227 (408 amino acids)
Biological process (GO): extracellular matrix organization
Cellular component (GO): extracellular matrix; membrane
Molecular function (GO): hydrolase activity, acting on glycosyl bonds
Source: RefSeq, a predicted model, not a curated record
AUGACUAGUACUGGUUAUGGCAUUUCCAUGAUCAGAAAUAUUAGAACUGUAGAUCUGACCAGGUCUCUAGACAAACUUUAUAACUUUGCUGAUUGCUCUGGACUCCACCUGAUAUUUGCUCUAAAUGCACUGCGUCGUAAUCCCAAUAACUCCUGGAACAGUUCUAGUGCCCUGAGUCUGUUGAAGUACAGCGCCAGCAAAAAGUACAACAUUUCUUGGGAACUGGGUAAUGAGCCAAAUAACUAUCGGACCAUGCAUGGCCGGGCAGUAAAUGGCAGCCAGUUGGGAAAGGAUUACAUCCAGCUGAAGAGCCUGUUGCAGCCCAUCCGGAUUUACUCCAGAGCCAGCUUGUAUGGCCCUAAUAUUGGGCGGCCCAGGAAGAACGUCAUCGCUCUCCUAGAUGGAUUCAUGAAGGUGGCAGGAAGCACGGUGGAUGCAGUUACCUGGCAACAUUGCUACAUUGAUGGCCGGGUGGUCAAGGUGAUGGACUUCCUGAAAACUCGCCUGUUAGACACACUCUCUGACCAGAUUAGGAAAAUUCAGAAAGUGGUUAACACAUACACCCCAGGAAAGAAGAUAUGGCUUGAAGGUGUGGUGACCACCUCAGCUGGAGGCACGAACAAUCUAUCAGAUUCCUAUGCUGCAGGAUUCUUAUGGUUGAACACCUUAGGAAUGCUGGCCAACCAGGGCAUUGACGUCGUGAUCCGACAUUCAUUUUUUGACCAUGGAUACAAUCACCUUGUGGACCAGAAUUUUAACCCGUUACCAGACUACUGGCUCUCUCUCCUUUACAAGCGUCUGAUCGGCCCCAAAGUCUUGGCCGUGCAUGUGGCUGGGCUUCAGCGGAAGCCUCGGCCAGGCCGAGUGAUCCGGGACAAACUAAGGAUUUAUGCUCACUGCACAAACCAUCACAACCAUAACUACGUCCGUGGGUCCAUUACACUUUUUAUCAUCAACCUGCAUCGAUCAAGAAAGAAAAUCAAACUGGCUGGGACUCUCAGGGACAAGCUGGUGCACCAGUACCUGCUACAGCCCUACGGCCAGGAGGGCCUGAGGUCCAGGUCGGUGCAGCUGAAUGGCCAGCCCUUAGUGAUGGUGGACGACGGGACCCUUCCAGAACUGAAGCCCCGCCCACUGAGGGCUGGCCGGACAUUGGUCAUCCCUCCAGUCACCAUGGGCUUUUAUGUGGUCAAGAACGUCAAUGCUUUGGCUUGCCGCUACCGAUAAACCACCCUCACACUCACAAGCUACCAGUGGGCCUGCUGGACUGCUCCCCAUUCUUCCACCCUAAUAGUAUCCUUAUUUUUCUGACAUCUUCUUAGCAACCAGCCUUUGCCACCCCCAUCCAGCUGGAAUCAGCAUAGACUUGAUCUCCAAAGAGACUAAACGUCCUAGUGUGGGCUUAGCUUAGGUAGGUCACGCCACCCCAGAGGGAAAUGUAGCCGUCACGUGUACCUGUGUAAGGGUGGGGGCUGUGUGCGGCCUGUACCUUUCUAUCUGCGUGCUCCAGGAAGACGAGCUGACGGUGCGCUCCCAGACAACUCCCUGUGGUCAGGGCCACAUCGCAGUGUCAGUUCCAACCCCAGCCUCAGCCCCCGACUGCUGUCCUCAACAGAAGAUGGGCAAGGACAAAACAGGGUGGAUCUGCAAGAACUCUCUCCCCGUCUAACUCCCUCUCCUUUGUCUGUUUCCUGCUGCUGCCCUGGGUUUCCCGCCACCUCUCUUCCCAUAGGGGAGCAAACAGGUGGACGAGCUGCGGCCUGCUGGGCGAGCUGUUUGUGUAAUUUCCCGGCUGAUGUAUGAGAGUGUGCGUCUGGGCUUCUGACAGUGCCAUCCAUCACCGGCUGCCCCUCUGGGAAGCGGGCGCUUCAAAAGUAAAAUUACCAUCACACAGAGGCUCUGGGAGAGGGCUCUGUUCCUCGGUGGGUCCAGUUUCCCCCAGGGUUGGAACGGGAGUCGGGUAACAGUAUUCUGAGUGGAAUGCAGCGUAUUAGGUACACCGAAAGCAAUCAUCAUCCUUCAUGUGGCUGUGAGAGAGAGUUUUAGUACAAAGAGAAAGCACUUGAGACAUCAAAUGCGUGCACCAACUGAAUGAAACAAAUUAGGCCUGCCCCCGCAUCGAGAGAAUAGUUAGGGCUUGAUAGGAUAAGCCCAUGAUUCUUGGGCUGCCAAAAUCAAUUUUAAAAGAAGAUGUGACUCAAAGGUCACCACCCUGAGCUACAACCAAAUCUAACUUCCAGCCUCUUCCCAAGCAGCAGGGUACUCCCCCAAUGGCACUUCCAAGGCAGAAACCCAACCCAGCAUUAAAGAUGACUGGUCCAUCCUAUGCUAGGCCAGCUUGUUUGCAUGUAGAACAAAGCUUCCGGUUAGCCAUCUGGGGGAAGAGUGGAGAAGCCGGAGACAGAUCUGAUGGCAAAACUGGAAUGGCAGGAGGGAAGCUCCCGGGUUGGGGAGUGGAGUGAGCUGAAGUUCAUGCAUAGGGCCCUCUGUACAAUUCAAGGGACGUGUGGGUCUUGACGAACAAACUGCAAAUGAAAUGAUUUUCCGCAGAUGUGAUUUCCUUCCUCAGGAUAAAUGGCUCGAAACAUGUUUUUCUUAAAAGGAGGAGACAUUUGACACUGUCCUGAGUUCCAGCUAAGACGGCGACACAACGUCUGCCAUUCGGAAGGAUAGAAAUGGGGCAGAGGGAGAGGCAGGUUUGCUAAAGGCAGAGCUCAAGGAGACCGCCUAAGAUGCCCGAGGAAUUAAGGAUUCGGGCCAGGUCUGCACAGUGAGACGAGACGAUGAGACGAGAGGAAGCAGAGGGUUCCCGGCUGGAGAACUAGGAUCUGGGAGUGGGAAGCGACCUUACUUCUGUGCAUAAGGAAGAUAGACGCGGUUUCGGACAUGCUCCUUAUCAAGUGCAGGACCAGCACCCAGGACGUAGAGCUGCAGCAAACAAAACCCGGGGGCGGAGGCCUGAGAAGGACCCGUCAGUGACUGCCUAGCAUAGAGGCAGCCAGAGAGAGGAGCGAGCCCUGAGACAGCCCCGAGGCUACCCAAAGGGGGCUCUUUUCUCUGAGAGCAGGCACCUCCUGCUGAAGCAUCAGCUCUGAGCAGGCAGAGAAAGGCACGCCAAGACUGGAGGUAGGAAGGAGAGAAAAGAAAGGACAGAUGGACAGGCCAAAGUGGGGGAGAGAGAGGAAAAGAGAAACGAGACAAGAAGGUUAUUCUAAACGGUCUUUUGGCCAGAGGGUGUGUGCGCCCACAUGCACAUGCUUGAGACACACGAGAGAGAGAGAGAAAGAGGGAGAGAGAGAAAGCGCCCCUCAACGAGGCCGGGUCACACAAUCCCCUCUUCCUCCAGUACUCUGUCCCAGCAGAAUCCUGGGCAGGUGCACGUGUGUCCGCCAUGUUUUUCAGCCUCGAGGCUGGGAUUCGAAUGGUGAGCCAUGUAGGAUCUGGCUCCCUCUGCCCAGAGUAUAACCGCUGAGCUCUGCCUGCCUCAGACUUGGAAAAGUCGCUUCUGUAUACAGGUCAGCUGCAGCGCCGUAGCUAGACGUCCCUCAGGGCCAGACCCUCUGAUCGGUUCCGCACACACCGUAGCCUGGAUGGAGCUACCAGUUUCCUGGGCCAGGAAGAGGGAUUAUAGCUUGCUCAGGGUCACUCAGGGGAGAGAGUUGCUGAGUAUGGAAUUGUCCAGAACCAGCCCCCUUAACCACCAAACUUAGUGGCUAGCCAAGUCGUGGACUCCCCCUUUCACCUCCUCGUAGAUUCUGCUCUCAGUACAGCCAGGACUUCCGGAGCUCCAUGCAAACACUUUCUGUAAAUACAUUUUGAUUCUUCA